AUGAGAAUUUCAUUGAUAGCUAACUUAACAAUUAUUGCUCAUUCGUAACACAAGAAUUCCGGAGAAGAUACAAUCGCUAAGCUGUUAGUCAUCGUGCCUUACAUUCAAUACGUAUCCCUACUAUUGCCCUAGCAUGGAUGGUAAUAUUGGAAAUAUAACGAUGGCUAUUUAAUUUUUCUAUCAAAAGCAUCCUCUUAUUUUACGAUCACUCCCUUUUUCGAAUUUCAAAAUAAUUUCAUUUACUAUCCUUUUACAAUUUUUAGUCUCAUUAUACUAUUAAGUCUUUUAUUUUACUUGAGUUUUUUUAGUUUGGAAGUGAGUUCAAACAAAUAGAAAGUGAAGUAUUUGGAAGGGAGGACAAGUCUCUUGUGCUCAAUAAUAUUAUUCACGAUUUACACGCUGCAAAUCCCAUGUUAUAAGUUUUACAUCUAACAAAUUAUAGAUGCUAAUAAUAAAAAUUAGACAAAUCAACUAAUAGUUAAUAUUUGCACACUAAUUUUAUAUUCUGUUUAUGUAUUAGUAUGUGAAUAUUUUCUAAGAAUGUAUUCUUUUAUUGCUUAUCAUCCAAUGUAGUAAAAAUUUACUAAGUUGAGAAGUUCAAUUAUAUUAUUGAAUUUAAUUGCAAUAGUCUUGACUUUAGAUAAUUAAUCCAAAUUAUAUAAUCUUGUUGGUUUGUUUAUAUUGCAUCUUAUCUUUAUCAUUAAAAUCAUAAAUCAUUUAUACUAUUAAUCUGAUGUUCCACAUAAAAAUAUGGUAGACUUUGAAAUCUCAUUCACACUCGAAUCAUUGGCGCUUUUAAUAACCUUCAAUGUUUUAUCUGAAAACCAGAUUUUUCCAGAAGAUUAAAUAGCUAUUUACAUUAUGUUUAUUUUGAGUCUGGGAAUAAUUUUGGGUAAUCACAUCUAUUUGUUUCUUUUUCAAUAUAAUUUCAAUGAAAGAACUAGACAAUUAAAUCAAAUAUAUGAAUUGUACUCCUACAUAUGCUAAAUUAAUUCAAACUCUAUAAUUAUGCAACAUUUACUCAUCUAUCAGUUGAUUAAUAGUUAAAAGUUUUCAAAAUUUAAACAUAAGGCUCUUAUUAGUAAUAAAUGUUAAAAUAUGGUUGAGUAUUACAAGUUAGGAUUGUAUUUCAUUACCGAAAUUUUUCUUGAUCUCAUUAGUGGAUAAAAGAAUGAAUUGGAGGAAAUAUAAUUGCUUUUCGUUUCUUUUGUAGCUCUUAUUAGAAAGAAACCCCUUGUUGCCUAUGUAGAAUUUAAGAGAUUUGAAUAAAAUAGCAAUUAUACUAAAUCUUAUUAUUUUGGAUUCAUUAAAAACAGAAUUGAAUUAUAUAUACAAAGAAGAAUAUCUGCUGUUCAAAAAAUUUAUCAGAAUGAAUAAUUAUAAUCAGAAAAAAAUAAUGUUAACAUUGAAAAAAGAAUUACAACCCUUGAGCUUUUUUAAUUUUGUUAAUUGGAGGAGAUUUUCUAAAAAGACCUUCUGGAGAUUAUUUAAACUAAAAUAAAAAUAUGGGAAUUCCAAAUCUAAGGAUGCCAAUCAAUCUAUGAUUUCUAAACUGUUGCACUUCCUUUGAGUAAAAAAAUAGUUGAUUGUAUUAUUUAUUUAAGAGGAUAGUAAAUCAAUGUAAUAAAAGACGAGUUUAUAAAAACAUGUGAAAAUAUUUUAACAUUGAAGAUUUGCUCUAUGUUUCAUAGUUUUGUUCUAAAUGAUUACUAUAACUCGUUUUUAUGUGAAUAGAAAAUUUCUUCUAUCAUGAAAGCAGAAGCUGUUUCUCAAUAAAAAACAUUAUCAAGAUCUACUAUCUUAUUAGAUAACUCCGUAUUAGUCAUCGUAAGUAUGGUUAAACAAUUAGGGUAAAUACUGAAUAAAAAUAAAAGCCAACUUGCAAAUUAUUUUGGAUUUUCAUAGAUGGAUUUCAAUUAAAUCAACAAUAUAAGAGAACUGAUGCCUUAACAUUUUGGUUAUUAACAUGAUGGUUUCCUAUAAUCCUAUAUCAAAGAGGCAAAAACAGAUCUUGUGUUUAGAGAUUCAGUCACAUUUGCUAAAGGUAAAAAUGGAUUUUUAAUACCUUAAUAUCUUAAUAUCUAUAACAACUACAACAUUUUUGAUGAUUUUACUUUAAUUGGUAGUCUAACAAAAAUAAAAGAAUCUCAUAAUUAUCUUUUAUUUGAUGAAUUUGGUAAGUGUAUAGGCAUCACUCAAGAGAUGAGUUAAUUAUUGAUACCAAAAGAAAACUAAGAAUUUUUCUUAUAGAACAUUGAGUUAUUUUUCAUCUACAUGUUUCUUCCACAUAUUCAUAUGUAUGUUAAUGACAUGCUUCAAAAUAAUAAUAAAGAAGGAGGAUUUUUAUAAAAAUCAGUCAUUCUUUAUGUUUAUGAAGAUUUAAUAUAAUUAUCCAGAAUCCAUGAAUCAAUUUUCUCAACUUAUUAAGCUUAAUCAAUAAAGUAAAUUGAAUAGACUAAAACAUAUACUUAAUUUGAAUAUCUAAAUUCCAUGAUUAAUAGUCCUAGAAAUGGAAUGAAUCAGAGAUUGAUUACUGAUAUAAAGUCAAAUUAAAAUUAGUAUCAGGAUGAAAUUAUUAUGAUAGAUACAAAUAGAGAACCAUAAAAUAUUUCAAAAUAAGAAGGAAAAUGUGUAUCGACUGCGAUAGUAUAAUAGAAAGAGUAAUAAAUGAUUGAAUUUUUAAAUGCUAUUGACGUAAUCAUAUAAAUAUCUUUAGGAUUUAUAAAAGACCAUGUACUUAUGCACUGCCAAAAUAUAAAUGGCUGAAAUAGGUAAAAAAGGACACAAAUAAAAUUAUUUUAUUUUAGAUUGUUCUGAUUUUAUUGAUAGAGGGAAUCUAAAGGAAGAUGAAAAAAAAUAAAUAAAAACACAAUAAAGUUAAUUGCGUAAUGUUACAACUAGAAAUUACAACCGAAGACCAAGUUAAAUCAUUUAAUCCUAAUCUAAUCACAAGAGUUCUGAAUUGUAGAUGGAAUCUUCAAUAAUGAGCCCCUUAGGAUCUCAAGUGCACUAAUCAAGUUUUCUUGAUAAAAAUUCUAGGUCUAAACAAAUAUUGAAUUAUAUUAACUAAAAGAGAACUAAUUAAAUUGGUAGAAUAACUUAAGUAGAAUCAGAGAAUCUGCAUGAAGAGAUUAUUAGCAAUGAUUUUAACUAGAUUAUAUAAAAAAAGAAUGAACUUAAAUCCAACUAAGACCUUUUGCUUAAAUCUUAAUCAAGUACUAAGUCAGGUUAAUCUGGAUAAACAGCAAUUGAAAUAGUAAACAAUUUUAAAACUCAAACUUCUUUAAUCUCCAGCCUAACAAUUAUCUCUAUCUUGAAAUUAAUAAUAAUCUUAUUGUUCCUUGUAUUCAUGUUCAUCAAUUUGACCUAGGUCAUAACCUUCAAUAAUCAAGCCAAAAAUUUCUUAUCGGAUAUUAAUUUACCAAUUAACUUUAACAAAUAUUUCUUAAAUGUAUUUACUCAUUCUUGGAUAAUGCUAAUGUAGAAAAUUAAGAUCUUAAAUACAAGCUAAUUUAUUUAGAACCAACUCUAAGACUAAAGUGUUAGUAUGUAGAGCACAUUUUAAAAUCUGACAAUUAUGUAUGGUAGCUUUAUAGCCCUAGAAGAAAAUCAUUAUUUAGACGAAAUCUCAAUAGUGCAUCUAGAUGAAAAUCUCUAGGUACAAGAAGUAGAGUUUACUGAUUAUCUGUUUUACCUUGAAUAAGUAGGUUUUAGAUUAUUAUAGAGUGAUAAUGAAAAAGACUUUUCAAGUAAUCUUUUAAAAUACAGGAUAAAUUUUGAAAAUAUUAUCAUAAACAAUGAUAAACUGAUUUUAUCUUUGAGCAAAUAUUAUGAGGUUCAAUAAAAUGGAAAGAUAUCAACAUUUUUUAAUUUAAUUCUAGUUUAAAUAAUAGUGAUUGCUGUUGUCAUAGUAUCCUAAUUAUUUUUUUGGAGAAAAAUAGAACUCUAUUGUUAAAGUAUACUGAUGUUAUCAAAUAGACUAAGUGAAAAAGCAGCAGAAUAGUAGAUCAGCAAAUUCAAAAUCAUAAUCUCAGUGAUUAAGUAAUUAUAUGGCGAAUUUGGCUAUAAAUAGAGAAAUUGUUAUAAGCUUUGUUAUACUGAUAAUUCCUUCAAGAAAAAAAAUUUUAGAUCGUUAUCCAAAAUGAAACAUCGAGCAUCCACUUUACAACAAAAUAGUUAAAAAUUAUUUGAAAAUAAAAUGAAACAUUCUUCAGUAUCAACCAUUCCCUUAAAUUCAAGAAUACAAAAACCUUCCAUCAAACUGAUAAUUAAAAGUAUUACAGUAUUGUGCUUUGUUAUCGUAAUUGUGUUGUAUUUCAUUGGCUGUUAUCUGAUAUUUAAGGAUCAAACCUAAAAAUUAUCUCCUCCUCAAGAGUUAGCCAUGAGUUAUAUCUAAUUUUACAUAGAUUUUGAAAAUACCAUUGCUAUUUCAUUAAUAAUAAAAUCAGAAUUUUAGAUUUAUACUUUCAUGAAAGACACAAUUCCAUUCUAUGCAAAGACAAUCAAUAAAUACUUAAAUUAAUUGAACACUAUCCCUCUUUUGCUAAGUGUGUAUAGCUUUGAUCAUAGUAAUUUAAAUGAUAUAUAUGAUCGUAUCAUAGAAUCUGAUGCUAUGGAGGGAGAUGACGAAGCAUUUUUAUUAAGUUUGUAUAAUGAAGAUUUUUGCUAGUUAUUUCAAUCGCAAAUUGCAUUUUGCAAUAAGGAUAUGAGUAAAAUCAAUUUUGAAAGUAAAUUUGGAUAAUAUGCAUCCAAAGAUAAUAAUUCUGACUAUCUCAGUAAGGGAAUUUCUGGUAUGGUGAGUAAACUGGAUAAUUUCUUAACCUAAUAUUAUGAAACUGAAAUUCUAACAGGAUAACCAGUUAAUGAUUUUGCCUUAUUAAAUUCUUAAAUCAACACAUAAGAUUUUAAUAACAUCAUAAUAUAACAUUAUCUUGACACUUAUAUCGGAUUUGAAGCGUUUAUUGCUAGAAUUUAAGAUUGCUUAAUUAAUGUGAUUCAAGAACAGCAGAACAAUUACAAUAUAUAUCAGAUAGCAGUUGGUGUAAUUUUUACUGUGUUUUUACUUUCCUCCUCAGCUUUUAUAGUAGUGAAAGUGAAUUUAAGGUUGAUUUACAUUAGACUGCUAAUAACUCUGCUGCCAAUCGAAAUUAUGCUUGACAUAUAUACCAUAUCUUUGUUGAAACUUCUAAAAUGA
Messenger RNA from Paramecium octaurelia, 5194 nucleotides. Lineage: Eukaryota; Ciliophora; Oligohymenophorea; Peniculida; Parameciidae. The record is from the annotation of a GenBank genome assembly.